This is a messenger RNA of Ctenopharyngodon idella (grass carp), 7672 nucleotides long. Its product is annotated as solute carrier family 45 member 4. Gene Ontology annotation, cellular component: membrane. The transcript has 9 exons. Gene Ontology annotation, biological process: transmembrane transport. The coding region runs from base 824 to 3241 and encodes 805 amino acids. NCBI's taxonomy places the organism in Eukaryota, Metazoa, Chordata, Actinopteri, Cypriniformes, Xenocyprididae. The record is from RefSeq and is a predicted model, not a curated record. Gene Ontology annotation, molecular function: sucrose:proton symporter activity.
GCGGCUCGCGUCUGUCAGAGAGAUUUCGCCUUUAAAGGCGCAUUAAAACAGCGGCUGAAGUGCAGAACCUGAGAAGAGCAGCAGCAGCAACAGCACAACAACAACAACAACAGCUCUGACAGAGAGAAAUAAACACAUAAACACAAUCACCAGCACGCGCUGACGUCAGGGUUCUCAGCCAGCUGUGUGUCCGGACAGAAGACUCGACGCUGCUCUCAUAUGCAGUCGGACUGGAUAUUUAUGAGGCUUUCAAAGCUUUUUGAUUGAUCAGUCACUCCAUGGGGAUUCUCCGGUGCUUUCCGUCUGGUUUCUCCUGCCCUUCACCCCUCGGCCUGCCCUCCACCCUCUACAGCACCGCCUCCAUACAAAUCAUGAAACUGGUAUUAACUGAAUGGCAAUUGAUAUGGAUUUUUACUAUUUCCAGUAGACAGUAAACACACUUACACCACACACACACACACAAGUACAUGCACAUACACCCACACACACACACACACACACACACACACACACACAUACGCUGACAUACAUCACAUCAGUGGGAGUGACCUCAUGAUAGAGUCAUAUCCUCCCCUGUCUGACCCAAAUCACCCAACUCGGCCCGUCCCAGGGGUCCUGCAAGAGGCCUUUAUCAAACGCCACGUUUCAGGAUAUAUCCCGCUCCCUGAGUCCAAUCCACGGCUGAGCUCCUCGACAGAAAGGCGUCCACAGGAAGCGGUGUGCUGCUGUUGGCUUUAUACUUCCUAGAUUUUUUUUGCAUUAUUUUGUGCAUUAUUUGCUUUUGAUUGUGCGUGGAGCCACACGUGACCUCUGCUCCGAGUGCAUGCCGGCGACGGCGAGGAUGGCCCCGCAGAACACCGAGGCAGAUGCUGUGCAGAUGCAGGCCGCCAUGGUGCCGCCUGUGGAGAAACAUAGUGGAGGAGGCGGGGCUAAUGGAGCGGGCGGGGCUGGAGGGCGGGACUUGGAGACUCAAGAGGAGUCGGUCAGCGAGGGUUCUAUAGACCGCAUCCCACUGCGCCAGUGGAUCAUGCAUGGCGCCGUCAUGUUCGGACGAGAGUUCUGCUACGCCAUGGAGACGGCGCUGGUCACGCCUGUGCUGCUGCAGAUAGGUCUUCCAGAGCAAUACUACAGCCUGACGUGGUUCCUGAGCCCCAUCCUGGGCCUCAUGUUCACCCCUCUGAUCGGCUCGGCCAGUGACCGCUGUACGCUGCGCUGGGGCCGACGACGGCCCUUCAUCCUGGCGCUGUGUGUGGGCGUCCUGCUGGGCGUGGCUCUCUUUCUCAACGGCUCACUGAUAGGUCUUGCUCUAGGAGACGUGCCCAAUAACCAGCCGAUAGGAAUAGUGAUGACUGUUUUGGGGGUGGUGGUGCUGGAUUUCUGUGCGGAUGCGACGGAGGGCCCCAUACGAGCGUACCUGCUGGACGUGGCCGACACCGAGGAGCAGGACAUGGCCCUCAACAUCCACGCCUUCUCUGCAGGGCUCGGUGGAGCAGUGGGUUACGCUCUGGGCGGUCUUGACUGGACGCACACCUUCUUGGGUCGAACCUUCAAGUCUCAAGAGCAAAUCCUGUUCCUGUUCGCCGCGGUUCUGUUCACGAUCUCCGUGGCUCUGCACCUGUUCAGUAUCGAGGAGCAGCAGUUCAGUCCCCAACAAGACCGUCUGGACGAGGAGGCGGAAACAGAAUCCAGCGUUAAAAUCGCAACGCACCAUCCCCAGCUGGACAUGAUCCACGAAGACGAGCACUACGACUAUUACGACACGGACAGGCGAUCGGAGCGCGAGCUGGAUAUGGACUUCCUGGACGUGGACAUCGUUCGCAGUAAAAGCGACUCCGUUCUGGCCAUGGCCGACGCCACGCUGGACCACCUAGACCACGAUAUGCUGUUCCUGCGCGAAAUCGAGCCGUCCAUCUUCCAAGAUCGCAUUUCUUCCUAUCACGGGUCGCCGCCGCGCCGCAGCAGCAGCGCAGGGAGUCAGGAGUUGCUGCGCGGGAGGUUCAGUCGCUUAUCAGCAUUUUUGCAGCAGAUGGAAAGCGAGGGAGAAGAAGCUCUGCUUAACAAUCAGCUCAACGAAUCCAAAGCGCCCAACGGACAUCCGACGGACCUCAACGGCCACGGACCGCCCGGUUUGAAGCCCUCCAGCACCAGCGCAUCCAUGCGCCGCAGACGCCACACUUUCUACCGACAGUCGUCCUGCACCUUCUCCUACUACGGCCGGGUCGGAUCCCACCGCUACCGAUACCGGCGCGCCAACGCGGCGUUCCUCAUCAAGUCGUCCCGCAGCAUGAACGACAUCUACGAGAUUGAUAAGCGACAGAAGCAGAGGAACGGCCAGAGAGCGAGGCAUCAGAGCGGGAACACCAACUCCAGCGGAGACACGGAGAGCGAGGAGGGCGAGGCCGAGACCACCGUACGACUGCUCUGGAUGUCCAUGCUGAAGAUGCCCAAAGAGCUGCUGAGACUGUGCGUGUGUCACCUGGUCACAUGGUUCUCCAUCAUCGCAGAGGCCGUGUUUUACACCGACUUCAUGGGGCAGGUCAUCUACGAGGGCGACCCUACGGCCCCGCUGAACUCCACAGCCCUUCAUAACUACCACAGAGGGGUUCAGAUGGGCUGCUGGGGGCUGGUGAUUUACGCCACCACCGCUGCCAUCUGCUCAGCUUUACUGCAGAAGUACCUGGAUAACUUUGACCUCAGCAUAAAGGUCAUCUACAUCCUGGGCACUCUGUGCUUCGCGGUCGGUACGGCCGUCAUGGCCAUCUUCCCAAACGUCUACGUCUCCAUGGUGAUGAUCAGCAGCAUGGGAAUCAUCUCCAUGAGCAUCUCGUACUGUCCGUACGCUCUGCUGGGCCAGUAUCACGACAUUAAAGAGUACGUCCAGCACAGUCCCGGGAACUCCAAGCGAGGCUUUGGCAUCGACUGCGCCAUCCUGUCGUGCCAAGUGUACAUCUCUCAGAUCCUGGUGGCGUCGGCGCUGGGCGCGGUGGUGGACGCGGUCGGCAGCGUGCGGGUCAUUCCCAUGGUGGCCUCCGGCGGCUCCUUCUUGGGCUUCCUGGCUUCCUGCUUCCUCGUCAUCUACCCGGGGUCCAGCGGACAGGGCGACGGGUCGAAGGGCGAGCAGACGAAGGCCUUGACGUCAUCUAGUAACAACGGCGUCACAGAGAAGCCCAGCUUCCUCAAGCUCACUCGCAAAGGUGCCGCAACCACAACCUGCAAAGUGGAGUGCGAAUCCACACUGUGAAUGUGAUCGACAACGGCUAACAUUCCCGACGGAUGGGCAUCAGCUGGAGCAGCUCGCCCGGGUGGGGGGGGGAGGCGCGCUUUUCUUCUUGUUUUGUUCGUUUGACUGUAUUUGGCCUGGUGUUGCGGGUCUCAGGGCUGCAUCUCAGGGCCACCAGGGGGCGACUCUGGGCUGAACUCUUCAGGGAAGAGAGAGAGAGAGGGAGAGCGAGAGGGUCUCUCUCGCUCUUCAUCACAUGCACUUCCCUUGCACACUUUCAUUCUAAGCUCAUCCUAAACAAAUCUAAUGUAAAGAAUCUUUAAUAGAAGUUCAUCGCUCCAAAACUUCUUUUCCUAUUUUUGUAACUGAUGUCCUAGCGGAGGACAUUAUGAUCACCAAAAGUUGCCCAGUGCAAUAAUAACAGUUGUUUCAUUAUAAUGGCUUUAUAUUAGUCGUGUUAUGCAGGUGAAAGGGUGAAUCUCACGAAUAAAUGUCAUAUAUUCAUAUCUUGAGAAAAAUACCAGAAAUUCUAUUUGCAUUUGCAGAAAAUGAAGGCAGUUUUUAGAACCGUCAACAUGUUUUUAUUGUAACUUUGACUAUUUUCAUGACAAUCCAUUGCUGAAAAGUGAAAUCAUGGAAAACUUAAAGAUACAGAUAUUUCUGAAGUGUUGUUUUUUUUGCUUGUUGCUUUUUUUUUUUUUUAAAGCAAAAAGCUAAAUAUCAGCUAGAAGCUGAAGUUGCAGUUGUUUAUAAAUAAUAUAAAUCUGUAUCCAAUAAUCAUAAACAUCUAGGAAUCUAGGACAUUUUCUUUUAAAUAAGCAUACAUUGAAACAGUACAGCAGACACAUUUAAUUAAUGAAUUAAUAUGUAAAUAUUUUAAAAAAAAUCCUCUUAUUGCAUUUCGACGAAGUCAGAGCAUUCAGGAAAAAAAUAUGUAUAUCGUGGCCACAAAUUAACAAUUCGUUCCCUUGUUUUACUAAAACGUGCGCAUUAUAUAAAAAUUCGUUCCCUAGUUUUACUAAAUUGAGCGCAUGAUAUAAAAAUUCGUUCCCUAGUUUUACUAAAUCGCACGUACAAUAUAAAAAUUCGUUCCCUAGUUUUACUAAAUCGCGCGCAAGAUAUAAAGAUUCGUUCCCUAGUUUUACUAAAUCGCACGUACGAUAUAAAAAUUCGUUCCCUAGUUUUACUAAAUCGCACGUACGAUAUAAAAAUUUGUUCCCUAGUUCUACUAAAUCGCACGUACAAUAUAAAAAUUUGUUCCCUAGUUUUACUAAAUCGCACGUACAAUAUAAAAAUUCGUUCCCUAGUUUUACUAAAUCGCGCGCAAGAUAUAAAGAUUCGUUCCCUAGUUUUACUAAAUCGCACGUACGAUGUAAAAAUUCGUUCCCUAGUUUUACUAAAUCGCGCGCAUGAUAUAAAAAUUCGUUCCCUAGUUUUACUAAAUCGCGCGCAAGAUAUAAAAAUUUGUUCCCUAGUUUUACUAAAUCGCACGUACGAUAUAAAAAUUCGUUCCCUUGUUUUACUAAAUCGCACGCACGAUAUAAAAAUUCGUUCCCUAGUUUUACUAAAUCGCACGUAGAAUAUAAAAAUUAAUUCCCUAGUUUUACUAAAUCGCGCACACAAUAACAAAAAUUGUUUCCUCUUUUCACUAAAUCGUGCGCACAAUAUAAAAAUCAGUUCCCUCGUUUUAAUAAAUUGUGUGCAGGAUAUAAUAAUUAGUUACCUCAAUUCAGUAAAUCGUGGCCACAUUGUACUAAAUCGUUCCCUUCUUUUGAUUUAACUAAAACAAGGGAACAAAUUUACAAUGUGGCAACGAUUUACUAAAUUUUGUAUUAUCACGUAUUAGUAAGUCAUUGGAACGAAUUGUUAAUUUGUGGCAUUGAUAUACAUAUUUUUCCCGCACGUCAUGUGUGGCGCUCCGCACAUUACAGUUGUAGAGAAAUGUUUAAUGUCAUGAAAAUAAUUCCAAAAUAAGAAAUGCUUCAUUUUCUUCAUGCAAAAUAUAAUUUCUUUUGAUUUUGAGGUGAAAAAUGACAUUUCUUGUCCGUUCUCAUGAGAUUCACCCAAAUAAAGGUGACUUGAGUCAUGAGGGCGUCAGUGCCUCUUUUCAUUGACGUACUGAAGUGCUUUAAUAUAUUCUGUGCGAAGCUGCUGAGGUCAAUGAGUGCGAGAAGUGAGUCUCCCUCAUAGUUUUCCAUGUUUCUCCCGCCCCUCGUUCAUGUGUUUCCUAAGACGGCAUAAGCAAUGCUGAGGACGAAUAAUAAUCUCAAUGCUGCAUCAGAGUUUUCACUCAUAUACCAAACCAAGAAAAGCAUGACGCUUCUACACAGACAGACUUCCAAGUUGCAAUGUCUUUAUAGUGAUUUUCUUCAAUUGCAUUUGUGAUUUCUGAAGUUGAUGGCACUUUUUGGCAGAACUUUUGGUUUAUAUCCUCUGAGUUUUUCUCCCUCUGAACGAGAGGAAUCGGGUUGUUCACACUCGCACUAGCGGUCUGUUUACAUUAGUGUUUGGUGGCGAGAUGCGAAGCUGCUUCGUUCGCUCUCGUAUAUCUGAAUGGACUCAUCUCCGCCAUCUUGGCUCCUCCGUGGCUCUUUUUCGGGCCUCAGCUGCACUCGACGGUUUUACUGAUACUGAGGAUGAUUGUGCCAGACUGUGAUUGACUGAGUUUUAUAUUUCACUCCAAGUGGAUUUUCCAGACCUUUUGAUGUGUGUGAUGAAGGUCUGGUGACUUCUGUUUCUGAUGUGAGCAUCACUGUAAGCUGGAUGUGAUGAAGUCUUUACUGGACGCAAUUCUACUUCCUGUCUAGAUGGUUUACCAGGCCAGUGAAAAGGACAUUUUGUUGAGGCACAUUUGUACUGGCUUUAAGAGUAUUAAAAUCUUAUGAUAAGCUAUAUAUAUAUAUAUAUAUAUGAUUUUUUUCUGGAAUGUUUAUUGAUAUAAAACCAAACUUGAACAAGAAAAACCAUCAAGUUUCUGACAAAUCAAACCGCAUUGCAAUAGCUGCACCAGCCUCGGUCAGUGUUGGCAUUAACGGCGGUGAAUCACUGGGGUUUGGUACACAAAAACACUUUUCAUUUGAAUACUUGAAGUGCAAUCUUGGUUGUGUUUGGAUAUUUUGGGAUGCGUUGGACUCCUCCAGACCUCGAAGCAAAGACUGGGGAAUGUCGGGAUUGUAAAGGACUCUCGGAGAGCGCUUCUGACUCCGUCAGGGAUUGAAGUUUCCAGUAUUGAAUGUAACGUUUGUUUGUUUUUUUUAGGGCAAGAAGAUUCAAUGUUGCACCGAACUUGCACAUACAGAGUUUUAAAAGAAAAAUUAAUCACUAUCUUGCAAUAGAAAAACCUAAACUGUGGUUAUUUAUUUUUUGAGCGCUUUAUCCUAAAUAUUUAAAGAUAUUAUAAGUACAGAGAAAAAUAUAUUUACAGCUUGUGCAAAAGUGUGAGAUGGGUAGUGUGUGUGAGAGAGAGAGAGAGAGAGAGACAUGUAUGUAAGCAUGUCUAUUUUUGCAUGAUUGUAUGAACACCAUGUGCAUGUUUGUGCACGGAAGUGUGUGUGUGUGUGUGUGUGUGUGUGUGUGUGUGUGUGUGUGUGUGUCACAUCUCACUCUUUUAUAGGAUGGAUUUCAAGAACAUGUCCACAUCACCUUUCACCCUAAAAUUGAAGAAAAAAAAAACCCCAUUUGAUUUGCAUAAAGAAAAUAAAGCAUAUUUUUAAUGACCUUUUUCAUCCCAAAUUGUCAGUACUGCAGUAGAACAAUAUUAAUCAGCGUUAAUUAAAACAAUAUGUAUGUAUGCGCAUAUAUAUAUUACAUAUACAUAUAUACACACACACAUACGUACAUAUGCAGUAUAUAUCAUAUGUGUGUUUGUAUGUGAUAUAUCUAUAUCUGAUAUUAUUAUUUUCCCAUUAAAAUAAUGAGAAUUUGAGUGCAAAUUUGUUUACUUUUUCAUAAUGCAAAAUAUAAUUCCCUAUUUCUUUAUUUUGAUUUUGGGGUGAAAUGUUUUGUGACCUUGAGAUUCACUCUAUAUAAUCAUCUUUAGUUUACAAAUCACGUUUCACUUUAGCAAAAGGUCAUACAGCAAAAAAUACUGAAAACGACGUAGUCUUUCUCUUUCUGUGUUUUAGUUGGAGAUGUCUUCUCCUCACUGUCACAUGGAGUGUGUUUCACAUUCGGGAUGAUCGUGGCAUGUUUUCCUGUAUGAAAACCAGACGGAUGUUAUUUCAGCGUAUAAUAUGUAUGACGGGAGAGAAACUCGCUGCAGUGUACUAUAUGCCUUUCAUUUAAAAGAUAUGUGUAUAUAUAGUUUCUUUUACUUCUGUACAAAAGCUCAUUAUUUUUUAUUAGUUUUAUUUUCUAUGAGGACUGUAUAUAAAUCCUGUACAUAUGCCUGCAAAUGUAGACGAACUGAAAAACACUGUAUUGAAUGCACCUUUAAAGAAUUUAAACCAAAUA